Messenger RNA from Entelurus aequoreus (snake pipefish), 760 nucleotides. RefSeq names its product BRICHOS domain containing 5 (gene bricd5). Lineage: Eukaryota; Metazoa; Chordata; Actinopteri; Syngnathiformes; Syngnathidae. The transcript is spliced from 6 exons. Gene Ontology annotation, biological process: regulation of cell population proliferation. Bases 68 to 760 code for a protein of 230 amino acids. The record is from RefSeq and is a predicted model, not a curated record.
CUCGACAUGACCACAGCUCGGUGGCGACAGCGCAGGAGAAGGGAGCCGAGCAGUUGAGUGAGGAGCCAUGAUGGGACACAGGAUGCUGACAUGUUGGAAUGUUCCAGAGGGCACAGGAUGCUGUAUGAACGGCGGCUCAUCGGCGAACAUCCCGAAAAAAGUCAUCUGUGUCAGCCUCUCCGCUUCCCUGCUCCUGAUCCUCCUGACCCUGGGCCUGACUGGACAACUGGGGCUGCCUUAUCUACACUCCCAGUCUUCACAGGCUGUCCGGAUCAUUGCUCCAGACCCGACCGGGGUCCUGCUCCUCAACCAGUCGGCGGUCGUGGACCAGCAGAACGGCCUAGUGACCUUUACUGUGACGUCGGGGAUGAACCUCACAUCCACCGUGCUCUUUGACAUCAAACACGGCUUGAUAUGUUACCAACCGCUCCGCCAGGAGAGCUGCUUCCUGCGGACCAUGGAAACAUCCGACUACGAGGACGUGGACUCCUUACUUCAAGCGUCAGCACGCAAGAGUGACUUGCAGCUGUCUGUGAAUGAGACCCAGAGGCGCACAGAGUUCUUAGGGGUUCUGGCUGCCAGUCAGGCUGACAUGACCACCAUGGAGGAACCCUUCCAAGUCCUAUGUCGGGACAGAACCAUCCACUGGACCAAGAGGGCUGACGGGCCAGGCAAACAGAGGCUGGUGUACUUCUGCAUCGACAUUUGCUUUCCCAACAACAUCUGUGUGUCCGUGUGCUUCUACUACCUGCCUGACUGA